AUGAUGCGCUGGUGGGUGGCGGGUGUGUUGCUCCUGUGGCUGGGUGCUGCCAGUGUCGCUACGGUCAUUGGCAGUGCUGUUGAUUUGAACGACAACACGAAGAACAACGAUGAGACGGCCAUGGGAAUUGCCUUGUCGUGGGGAAGUGUGGCGCAGAACGACAGCAGUAGUGUGCUUCUCGUCAUGACCUGCCAUGGUCCCCCCGGGGAGCUCGUGUUCGUGGAAGAACAAGAAGGUGGUUUGGCAGGCUUUUGUUGUCGAGCCAUGAAGCGAGCCGUUGAUGCUGCUGCUGCUAUGGUGUCUGUGGAGAGUGGUGAUGAAUUGGCAAAAAAUGCAACAGUGCUCCAAGAGCUUCUGAGGGAAACAGAUGCCGUCACCCAAGAGUGUCAAAAUCAGGGAUCCUCAGUGCCCCUAAACACCACCACCAGAUCUCAACUUCCUUCAAACGCCACGACCAUUCGAUUUCUCUAUCAAGUGCCUCUCUUCCAGGAGCACAAUCCACAACACCAAGGGCCACUAGUACUAGGAAACCGACAACAUUACUUUUGGAACGAGAAACUGGGACAGGGAUAUUGGUGGAAUGGACAUGAUCACAAGACAAAUCCUCCUGACCUACGACCCAUAAUGCAGGGUGAAGAUCAUGAUCACAAGGCACUGUCUGGUUCCCCAACAGACUGGUUAUGGAGUCUCUUUGGAAACGACGACGAUACUCUACCAUCUAAAACCAGUACAACCAAGAACAACGACAACAGUCACCUGGAAUCCGAACGGAACACACAGCAGCAACACGGCCGGUCCCAAAAUGUGGUCAUUCAGACCAGCUUGUCGUCGACCGGUGGGAUGCACCGAUUGCUACACCACCGUAUCGAGAUUCCAUUGCAGCAGCAGCAAGGACAAACCAAGGAGCCACAAAAAAUGACUGCAUCCUUCCUGCUUCUGAUACCCAGUGAUAUGUUUAUGGAUACCGAAGAUGCCUUUGACGAACAUCAAUGGAACGUACAGCUACUACCGGUACAUCCAACAACAACCACCGAUGAGACUUCUGCUGCAAGAUCAAUGGACAUUACUGGCAACUAUUCUCUCACAUUAGAAUCACAAAAAGUCAUUGACAUUGAACUGCCAGCAUUUGACAGCCCCCAACAUGCUGUCAUGGUUCAUUUAGAGUGGAAGUCCCAGCAUGGUACUGUAGCAAUGGAUCCAGUUGAUGAUGCUGAUGAGGAGGACGCCACCAGAGUAUUGGCCUUUCAGUUUGCCACCAAGGUUCAUCUGCGAUAUCCAUUGCCUACCACAGAAUCAUCCAAGGAUGACUACCACAUGUACAAACCCAUUGUCAUGAUGCCUCCACUCUGGAUGGAAGGAUACCUGGAAGUGGCUCAACCGAACGGCAACAAUGCUGUGGACGACAACAAGAAUGUCAUUUAUUGGAAGCUACGACCCUCGGACCAACAAUUCACCAGUCAUCUACUUGGUUUCCAUGGUGCUCCCCAUUUGUUUUUUGGUAGUAUGGACAAUACUGAAAGCAACAACAACAACAGUGACAACAACCAUGAUUCACUGGAGUUUUUGACAACCACAGUAGCGGCAGGAGUGGAAGAAGACUUUGCUUGGGUGGCAACAUUGACUGUCUUGUUUAGCAUAUUGGGGGCCUUAUUGUUGGGAUAUGAAACAUCUCUUGUGUAUGCUAGAGUGGAAGAAUAG
Molecule: messenger RNA, 1698 nt
Organism: Seminavis robusta
Lineage: Eukaryota; Bacillariophyta; Bacillariophyceae; Naviculales; Naviculaceae
Source: the annotation of a GenBank genome assembly